Messenger RNA from Saccharomyces paradoxus, 1062 nucleotides. RefSeq names its product mitogen-activated serine/threonine-protein kinase FUS3 (gene FUS3). The record is from RefSeq and is a predicted model, not a curated record. The transcript has a single exon. Lineage: Eukaryota; Fungi; Ascomycota; Saccharomycetes; Saccharomycetales; Saccharomycetaceae. Gene Ontology annotation, biological process: protein phosphorylation; intracellular signal transduction. Bases 1 to 1062 code for a protein of 353 amino acids. Gene Ontology annotation, cellular component: cytoplasm; nucleus. Gene Ontology annotation, molecular function: MAP kinase activity; ATP binding.
AUGCCAAAGAGAAUUGUAUACAAUAUAUCCAGUGACUUCCAGUUGAAGUCUCUGCUCGGAGAAGGUGCGUACGGUGUGGUAUGUUCCGCAACGCAUAAGCCCACGGGAGAAAUCGUGGCAAUUAAGAAGAUCGAGCCAUUUGACAAGCCGCUCUUCGCAUUACGUACGCUGCGUGAAAUAAAGAUCCUAAAGCACUUUAAGCACGAAAAUAUCAUAACGAUUUUCAACAUUCAACGCCCUGACUCGUUCGAAAACUUCAACGAGGUUUACAUCAUCCAAGAGCUGAUGCAGACGGAUUUGCAUCGUGUAAUUUCCACUCAGGUGCUGAGCGAUGAUCAUAUACAAUAUUUUAUAUACCAAACUUUAAGAGCGGUGAAGGUGCUGCAUGGUUCGAACGUGAUCCAUCGCGAUUUGAAGCCCUCCAACCUUCUGAUAAACUCCAAUUGUGACUUGAAAGUGUGUGAUUUCGGUUUAGCAAGAAUCAUUGACGAAGCAAGUGCGGACAAUUCAGAGGCCACAGGCCAACAGAACGGGAUGACCGAGUAUGUAGCCACACGUUGGUAUAGGGCUCCCGAGGUGAUGUUAACCUCUGCCAAAUACUCCAGGGCCAUGGAUAUUUGGUCCUGCGGCUGCAUUCUCGCAGAACUUUUUUUAAGACGGCCCAUCUUCCCCGGCAGAGACUAUCGUCAUCAAUUACUGCUGAUAUUCGGCAUCAUCGGUACACCCCAAUCAGAUGAUGAUUUGCAGUGCAUAGAGUCGCCCAGAGCUAGAGAAUACAUAAAAUCGCUUCCUAUGUACCCUGCCGCGCCACUGGAAAAGAUGUUCUCUCGCGUCAACCCGAAGGGAAUAGAUCUUUUACAGCAGAUGCUUGUCUUUGACCCUGCGAAGAGAAUUACCGCCAAGGAGGCACUAGAGCAUCCGUAUUUGCAAACUUACCACGAUCCGAAUGACGAACCGGAAGGCGAACCCAUUCCUCCCAGUUUCUUCGAGUUUGAUCACUACAAGGAGGCGUUAACGACGAAGGACCUUAAAAAACUUAUUUGGAACGAAAUAUUUAGUUAG